Messenger RNA from Prosopis cineraria, 1367 nucleotides. Its product is annotated as ataxin-3 homolog. Gene Ontology annotation, biological process: protein deubiquitination. The coding region runs from base 154 to 1185 and encodes 343 amino acids. Gene Ontology annotation, molecular function: cysteine-type deubiquitinase activity. Gene Ontology annotation, cellular component: nucleus. NCBI's taxonomy places the organism in Eukaryota, Viridiplantae, Streptophyta, Magnoliopsida, Fabales, Fabaceae. The transcript has 2 exons. The record is from RefSeq and is a predicted model, not a curated record.
AGGAAAAAACGAUAUUAUUUUGCGUUCUUCCUUUUCACUCUUUCUCUACUUCCUCGAACGAAUUUGUGAUAGAUUCUAGGGUUUCAUUUCGUUUUUUUGACGUCAAUUUCGUUCCGCGUCCGAGAGAGGCGGAGCUUGAGAGUUUAAUUGAAUAUGGAAGGAGCCAGCAAUGGAGGAAUGUUGUACCACGAGGUACAAGAGUCGAAGCUAUGUGCUGUGCAUUGUGUGAACACCGUGCUCCAGGGACCUUUCUUCUCUGAAUUCGAUUUGGCGGCUCUGGCAUCCGAUCUAGAUCACAAGGAGCGUCAGAUGAUGGUUGAAGGUGGUGUCUCCUCCGGCGACUUCCUUUCCGAGGAGUCUCAUAAUGUGUCCUUGGUUGGUGAUUUCAGUAUUCAGGUUUUACAGAAGGCUUUGGAAGUGUGGGACCUGCAAGUUAUCCCUCUCGACUCUCCAAUUGCUGAGCCUGCCCAGAUUGAUCCUGAAAUGGAAAAUGCUUUUAUUUGUCAUUUGCAAGACCAUUGGUUUUGUAUACGCAAAGUGAAUGGAGAGUGGUAUAAUUUUGAUAGUCUCUAUGCAGCCCCACAACACCUGUCUAAGUUUUACCUUUCAGCCUAUCUUGAUUCAUUGAAAGGCUUUGGAUGGAGCAUAUUCCUGGUGAGAGGAAACUUCCCAAAAGAGUUCCCCAUAUCCUCAUCAGAAGCUUCUAAUGGUUUUGGGCAGUGGUUGUCACCUGAAGAUGCUGAGAGAAUAACUAAAUCCUGCAACUCGAUGCAGGCUCCACCUCCAAACCAGAAAAUUAAUGAGAGUCAACGACAUUCUGAUCAGUUUCUUUCACAUGAGGAUGCAGAAAUGCUUUCAGACAUGGAGGAUGAGGAUCUGAGGGCUGCAAUAGCAGCUAGCCUGAUGGAUUCUUCGCCAGCCAUGACAUCUGCGGAAGCGAGUACUCCUUCAAAUGAUAAUCAAAGUAGCCAACAAGUGAUGAACGCCGGAUCCAGCACCCCUUCAAAUGAUCUGAGUGACAAACAAGCGGUGGCGGCGACUGCUGAAGUUGCUGGUCCCCUAAGCAAUCAAAGCAAUGAACAAGUGGAAGAAACUGUAGCUGGUGCUCAACUAAAUGAUCAAAAUAGCCAAGUUGCUUCCGCACCAAAUGAUACUUCUCGAAGUGAAAACCAGGAAAAACUCUGAGAAUGUGCUACUCUUCAAAUUUGUUUUCACUAUUGAAGACAAUAAUUUAUACCAAUUAGGUGAUGGAAACACACAUCAUUGGGUUAAAGCCAUGGUCUUAAUUUUAAGUGCUUGUUGCUUGAACUGGAAGGAAAAUCUUGAAGCAUUUCCAUCAUAUUAUAGUAGUUACCGAGUUUUGACAA